Cylicocyclus nassatus is the source of this 2422-nucleotide messenger RNA. NCBI's taxonomy places the organism in Eukaryota, Metazoa, Nematoda, Chromadorea, Rhabditida, Strongylidae. The record is from the annotation of a GenBank genome assembly.
GCAAAAUUCUUCAAAUUUUUCUUCUUGUUUCACUUCAAGCACUCCAUUCUAUGCCAAAGUUGGAAUUUGUUCUGAACUUUAGUGAUGUUCGUUCUAGUCGAUUAUUUUGUACAAUUACAAGACCUUCUUUACCUCAAAGCAAAAGCAUUUUGCGGCUGCCGCGUGUGGCGCUAUGGAAUACACUCAGAAGAAACGUAGUCACUGUUGAGACGAAACGGGCCUCCGUUAAAUUAAAAAACGCUUCAUGGAAGGAUCUCAAGGCGAUCUUUGCUCUUGCAGGACCUUACAAAUGGCGAAUCAUGUUGGGACUGUCUUUUCUUGGGAUCAGCAGUUCUGUUUUCUUGCUGACUCCGCGUGUGCUGGGGAAGUUGAUAGAUGAGUUUGACGAUGAACGAAGGGCGAAACCGGGAGAAGAAGAUCUGACCCUCCGUCUGGCAAGGUUCUUCAAGGACAACCCUAUCGCACUCGUUGGUGUUUUGUUCUUGGGCGCUGCUGCGAUUGCAGCCAGGGUUUAUUGCAUGCACACAGCAGGUCAACUUGUCAUCAAUGAUCUUCGUAAAAAAGUGUUUAACGCUGUAUUGCGGCAAGACAUAGCAUUUUUCGAUAAAAAUAAGGUCGGAGAAAUUGUCUCUCGGUUGUCUACCGACGCUCUCAUUGUUGGCUAUUCCGUAUCUAUGAAUCUCAGUGACGGUGCUAGAGCAUUACUGACAUGUCUGGGUUCAGGCGGACUUAUGGUCUAUACGUCACCGGCACUUUGUCAAGUGAUGGUCGUGGUUAUUCCCAUAAUCGUAGGAACUUUCGCAGUUUUUGGAAAACUGCAGCGGAAGUACACUUUGCAAAUGCAAGAGGCAGUUGCUGGCGCCAAUCAGGUGGCCACGGAGCGUCUCUCGAGCGUUCGAACCGUUCGUAUGCUUGUAGCUGAGCGAAAAGAAAUGGCGGCCUAUGCUUCGAAGAUCUUUGACAUAUGGCAAAUAUCUAGAAAAGAGGGCUUAGCUCGCGGCUCCAUGUAUGGGUCGUUUCAAUUCACUGGAUACAUAGCCCUUUCGACAGUUUUAUACUAUGGAAGUAACUUGAUCAGUCAAGGAUUGCUAACAUAUGGUGAUCUGUCGUCGUUUUGCUUGUAUGCAGUCUUUUGUGCUUCGAGUCUGUCAAGCAUGUCUGGGUUUUUCAUUGAGAUCAUGAAGGGCUUGGGCGCAAGCUCAAGAUUAUUUGAACUCCGCAAUACGAAGCCUCAGAUUCCUCUUGAAGGAGGUAUCAAGAAGGGUAACGUAGAAGAAGCUAUAAGAUUUGAACGCGUGGCAUUUGCAUAUCCAGGGAGAGACCCGCUGUUUCACAACAUCUCGUUCGAAAUCCCGGCCGGGCGUAUCACAGCCGUUGUGGGAUCGUCCGGCAGUGGAAAGUCUACUAUAGCCAAUCUUCUUUUGCGGCUGUAUGAUCCUAUCAAAGGUCGUAUCAUGAUCGAUGAUGUAGAUCUGAAGCAGGUAGAUCCAUCUUACUGGCGACGGCAGAUUGGUACCGUAGGGCAGGAGCCAAUACUUUUCUCAACUACACUGCGAGAAAAUAUACUUUAUGGUGCAGAGCACCCGGAGAAAAUUACAGAUGCUCAGAUCGAAGAAGCAGCGACGCAGUCCAAUGCGAUAGGUUUCAUAAAAACGUUUCCGCUAGGCUUUGAUACAAUGGUCGGAGAACAAGGCUCUAUGCUAAGCGGGGGACAAAAGCAGCGGAUAGCUAUCGCUCGGGCUCUCGUGACGAAUCCCCGAAUCUUGAUUCUUGAUGAAGCAACAAGUGCGUUAGAUGCCACAUCUGAAUACCUAGUCCGAAUAGCCCUGAAUCGCCUGCUUGAAAAUAGUCACCAAACAGUUCUUAUCAUAGCGCACAGGUUAUCCACCAUAAAACAUGCCGAUCAAAUCGUCGUCUUGGAUAAAGGAAGCGUUGCCGAGCAUGGCAGUUUCGAUGAGCUUAUGCGAUUACUUGGAAAGAGGAGUCUUACUGAGGAUGCUUUGUUAUUCUCUUAUACUCUCCGAAUGAAUCUUGCACAAGUAUCAGAAUUUUAUCUGUUUUGCUCUUUUAUUUUUGAUGGAAUGUCUCAAAUCUAACUUUCGUUGGGUCUAGAUGGGUCUGUACUAUAUUUUUUUAGUUUCAUGUAUGUGUAAGCUUGCGCAGAUCUUUAAAACGAGACCUUGAACUAAGAAUCUCAGCAACUUCUAUUUCCUGUCCUCAGUUGUUUGUCAUAUCACUUUUAGUUACGAUAAUUUAACUAGCCGAUAAUCAGAUUUGUCUUACCUCUAUGACGUUCGAAAAUCCGCCAAAGAUUCCUUUUUAUGUUUCUGACCUAAGUAGAACUGCCCUUUACAUGGCCCAAAUUGCAGUAGAGCUUGAUGCUAUCACACGCUGGUAAUCACGUACUAUAUAAUUUUCCUUG